This is a messenger RNA of Staurois parvus, 491 nucleotides long. NCBI's taxonomy places the organism in Eukaryota, Metazoa, Chordata, Amphibia, Anura, Ranidae. The record is from the annotation of a GenBank genome assembly.
AUGUGCCACUUUCAGGUCUCCUCACACUGCUGGUGUGUUGAAUUUUUUGACAUAGGGUGCUGGCAGAUUACGGGCCUCCUAUAGCUGCUGCCAGGCCCCUAAUCUGCCAUGGGCCCCCUAUACCGCCUCCUCAUGCUGCUGCCAGGUCCAGAGUCUCUCAAUGGGUCCCUGUACGGCCUCCCAUUGCUGCUGUCUCCAUCGCCACACUCUGCCAUGUGCCACUUUCAGGUCUCCUCACACUGCUGGUGUGUUCCAUUUUGUCAUAGGGUUGCUGUAUGGCCUCCCAUUGCUGUUUCUUGCCUCCACCGCCCACACUGUGGCUCCAAACACAUGGUUUUGGCCCCGUGACUGCCCAAAUGUGUGAAGUGUGCGGUGAUUCUAAGAUCGACGGCACUCAUCUGCAUGUCAUACUGACUGACAGUAUUAUUUCUCUUCCCCAGCAGACUCCAAGGGCAUUUAAAUUAAAGGUACAGUGUUCUGCACUAAUAUUA